AUAGUUACAAGUAGCAUCCUUCACACACGGUGGCUCAGGAUUCAGCUGUGCCCCAAACACCCCACCUCAGCAUUGUGUACAAGGAAUGGGGGGGAUCUCCCAAGAACUUAAAAAAUGGUGAGAUACCCCGCCCCCAAAUCUUCAAUGGUAAAGGGCCCUACAGGAGCCACUCUGGAAGCCAACACAGAGCCUCUCACACGUGCCCAAUAAAUAUGGGCUCUGUUCACUUUCAUGGCUUCACUUAUCUUAGGAGGUCCCUCUAUCACCUCCAAAUCUCUUAUUUGCCCUCCAAGAAUGUUGAGAUCUUACACUAACGCCUUGAGGCCCUGCCUAGAAGUCCCUGCAUCAUCCCCUUGAAAUGUUGCCUUGAAAUCACACUUUAUCACUUCAAGGAUAAUGUCUGGAGGUUCCCCCGUUAACUUCCUCUCUAGGAAAAUAACCCUAAGUUCAGCAGGAAGGAGAUGUCUCACCCCUUCCACCCACCCCACCCUACCCAGGCUUCCCAGUACUUGACAACAAAGGAUGAUUUGUGCUAGUAUUUCCUGUGGGUUCAUUUUGUGGCAUGAAAAUGAGGUCCACCCUGUCAGAGUCAUCUCACAGGGCCCCACUUGAGCUCCUGACUCUGGACCGUGGGGGCCACAGAGGAUCCCCGCUGCCCCUCCCCAGGCCUGGGCAAGAUGCAGCCCCUGGAUUUAUGCAACCUUAACUGCUGUGGUGUGUUUCCGUAUUCCUGGGUGACUCCGCCUGCUCCCCACUGCCCUGCCCAGUGCUACACUUCGGCACCUUCCUCCACAGCUUAGCCACCAUGGUGCCCUUGGGAUCACUGCAUGGGGCCUGCUGCAGUCUGCUCAUCUCCCUGCUUCUGGUCUGUCUGCUGCCCCCAGGGGCAGGAGUUCCUGCUGCGGGUGGAGCCCCAGGACCCAGUCGUGCCUGCCAGAGGAUCCCUCUUGGUAAACUGCAGUACAGACUGCCCCCAUCCGGAACUCAUUACCCUGGAGACGUCCCUACUGAAGGAGACAGUGAGCAAUGGCGUGGGCUGGGUGGCCUUCCAGCUCAGCAAUGUGACUAGUGACAGCAAGGUCCUCUGCUCCAGCUUCUGCAAUGGCUUCCAGAUGACAGGCUCCUCUGAUAUCACAGUGUACAGGUUUCCAGAGCAUGUGGAGCUGGCACCCCUGUCCCCCUGGCAGCCUGUGGGCAAAAACCUCACCUUGCGCUGCUGGGUGGCAGGUGGGGCACCCCGGACCCACCUCUCGGUGUUGCUGCUCCGUGGAGAGGAAGAGUUGAGCCGGCAGCAGGCAGUCAGGGAGCCUGCAGAGGUCACCACCACGGUGCUGGCUGGCAGAGACGAUCAUGGUGCCAAUUUCUCUUGCCGCUCCGAACUGGACCUGCGGUCCCAAGGGCUGGGACUGUUUCAGAACAGCUCGGCCCCCAGGCAGCUCCAAACCUUUGUCCUGCCUGUGACCUUCCCGCACCUCACUGUCCCCCGGUUCUUGGAGGUGGGAACGUCCGGGCCCCUGGUCUGUACCUUGGACAAGCUGUUUCCAGCCUCAGAGGCCCAGGUCCAACUGGCGCUGGGCAACCAGAUGCUGAAUACCUCAGUCUCCAGCCAAGGGGACAUGCUCACAGCCACAGCCACAGCCACUGCAAGCGCAGAGCAGGAGGGCACCAGGGAGAUUGUCUGCAAUGUGACCCUGGGGGGCGAGAGCCGGGAGACCCGAAAGAACUUGACCAUCUACAGCUUCCGGGAGCCCACAAUGAACCUGAGCGAGUCCACCGUCCCUGAGGGGACCACAGUGAAUGUGACUUGCGCAGCCGGAGCCCGAGUCCAGCUCACACUGGAUGGAGUUCCGGCCGUGGCCCCAGGGCAGCUCGCCCAGCUUCAGAUAAACGCCACUGAAAGGGACGACAGGCGCAGCUUUUUCUGCAGUGCCACCCUCGAGGUCGAUGGGCUAAUCUUGCGCAGGAACAGGAGCGUGCAGCUACGUGUCCUGUAUGGUCCCAAGAUUGACCCAACCAAAUGUCCUCAGCACUUGACGUGGAAAGAUGGGACGACCCAUAUCCUGCAGUGCCAGGCCCGGGGCAACCCGGACCCGCAAAUACAGUGUUUGCAGGAAAGCUCCGGGUUCCAGCCGCCCGUCGGGAUCCCAUUCCGCGUCAGCUUAAACUACAGUGGAACCUACUGCUGCCGGGCGGCCAAUUCACAGGGCACGCAUACUUUGACAGUGGUGAUGAACGUUCAGAAUCGGAACCCCCUUGUCGUCACCAUUGUCAUGGCAGUGUUGGUGAUCCUGGGCCUCGUGACUGUCACCGCAGCCUCACUGUACAUCUUCGGGGUGCAGAAGCGUAAUGACAUCUACCAUGUGAAUCAGGGGAGCACCUGGUUGCCCCUCACGUCUAAACAGCCCAACGAGGUGCUGAGGGAGGAGCCAUCCUGAACCUCGCGCUACCAGAGGACUGGGCCAAAGACCGGGGUUUGGCUGUAUCCCCGAGUUCCAAAACAAUAAAGCCCUCAAAAUCCGGA
Hipposideros armiger (great roundleaf bat) is the source of this 2521-nucleotide messenger RNA. It is a transcript of the gene ICAM3, whose product is annotated as intercellular adhesion molecule 3. Gene Ontology annotation, biological process: cell-cell adhesion. The record is from RefSeq and is a predicted model, not a curated record. NCBI's taxonomy places the organism in Eukaryota, Metazoa, Chordata, Mammalia, Chiroptera, Hipposideridae. Gene Ontology annotation, cellular component: plasma membrane. The transcript has 7 exons. Gene Ontology annotation, molecular function: integrin binding. The coding region runs from base 828 to 2435 and encodes 535 amino acids.